AUGGGAGACACUGUGGAGGAAGAUGAAUCGGAGAAGGUAGAAAUCAUCCUCAAAACUAUCGGUCCAGCUCCACCCUCUCGUCUUCGAGUUCCCUCUUUCAUCAAGGUGCGUGAUUUGAGAAGAUUAAUUGCAAGUAAUGGUCAUUUACCCAUUGACAACUUGAGUCUUAUUCUACGCGGAACUGCGUUAAGUGAUAUUAGAAAUGGAGAUGAUGUGCACAUACAACUAAAUGAUGGAGAUAGCUUGAUUGUUGUGGUCAAACCAAAGCCACCAGUGAAGGAUGGGCACGAAAACGAUGACGACGAUGAAGAUUUGAAGUUUCAGCUUCCCCAGUCGUCAAGUCGGUGGAAAAAGAGGCUAUACUCUUUUCUUCACGAUAAGUUGAAGUUUCCAGAUAUCCUUUUGAUGCUAAUUUUCACUCUGAGUCUGAAGGCAUGGAUUCUCAUAACUAUGUGGUUUAUCCUGGCCCCUGUUGCCCAUAGAUGGGAUCUCGGACCUUUGUAUAUGCUUGCAACUGGCUUUUGUCUCAUCCUCUUCAAUCUUGGAAAGCGCAAAGCUGGUGACUCCAGUGCAUACUCUAUCUUCAACGAAGACUUCAGAGAGCUUCCAGGGACGCUAAACGCAGAUCGGUUAGAUAGACAUAUAAGAGCGGGACAGUUUUGA
Messenger RNA from Vicia faba (fava bean), 663 nucleotides. The record is from the annotation of a GenBank genome assembly. NCBI's taxonomy places the organism in Eukaryota, Viridiplantae, Streptophyta, Magnoliopsida, Fabales, Fabaceae.